Messenger RNA from Poecilia reticulata (guppy), 3283 nucleotides. It is a transcript of the gene tpcn2, whose product is annotated as two pore segment channel 2. Gene Ontology annotation, molecular function: voltage-gated channel activity; ligand-gated sodium channel activity; intracellularly phosphatidylinositol-3,5-bisphosphate-gated monatomic cation channel activity. The record is from RefSeq and is a predicted model, not a curated record. Gene Ontology annotation, cellular component: lysosomal membrane. Lineage: Eukaryota; Metazoa; Chordata; Actinopteri; Cyprinodontiformes; Poeciliidae. Gene Ontology annotation, biological process: transmembrane transport; endocytosis involved in viral entry into host cell; calcium-mediated signaling.
AUAGCUGCAAUUCUAGAGUUGUGUCUCAGCAUGUUACAGCAGCUCUGAUACUUCAGUUUUGAUUACCGUUAGUGGUAACACUUUAUUUGAAGGGAUGUGCAUAAGACUGACAUGACACAGUCAUAAACAUGACAUAGAACCUGUCAUGAACAUGAAGGAGUCUUCAUGAAUGUUUGACUGUUGUCAUGAAGUGUCAUUCGGUAAAUAAGUGAGCCCGAUUCGGUCCAGCAGCUCAGUGAAUGUAUUGUGGGGAAUCGGCUACCUCUACGGGCCGAACCGAGCCGGGCUGCUGGAGGUGGAGUCCAAACUUUACCCAAGCUUUAGGACGGGGCGGUUCAGGGAGGAGCAGCACAGAGACUUCCUAAAAACAGGUUCCUGUCGUCUGCUCACGCACGUUGUUCUUCCUCAAGUUCUAAAACUCCAGCAAGAGCCGAACUCGUCCAGACCUGGACCCGUUUUUCACUCUGGCCGCUGAUGAACGUAUGCCUUUCCAGUCCUAGACCUCCUGGAUGGAGACGGACCGUCUGCUGACCGGGGCUGAGGACCCACACAGCGGGGACUAUGGCUCCGGCCCGGCCAGAAGUGGCGGAGAUUCGCGGGGCAGCAGGCGGAUGUCUUACUCUACUGCUGGGGACUGCUGCCGUUCGGACGGAGAUGAUGAGGACCUGUACAUCCAGCAGGCAGUUGUUUUUAUUGAAGAUGCCAUUCAUUACCGCUCCAUUAACCACCGGGUGGAUGCCGGGUCUCUUCGUCUCUAUCGAUGGUACUACUCAAGAAUAUACCAGUGGAUCUUGGGCACCAUCAUUGCAGUUGUGCUGUUACUGGCAUUUGUAGAACGUCCUUCCUCCCUGUCCAUCUCUUCAGAUCCCCGCCACCAAUCCAGCCGAUGGGAACCUCCAUGUGGUGCUCCAGAGAGCGUCGAGAUGCUCUGUCUCAUCAUCUUCUGCCUGGAUCUUGCUGUCAAAAGCUACUUGAUUGGCUGGGAGGAAUUCAGAAAGAGCAAAUGGCUAAUCAGCUACACUGUAGUCAUUUGUGUUUCUGUCCUUGACUGGGUGCUCUCUGUCAGCAUGGAGUGUGACGAGAAACUGAGAGUACGACGGCUUGUCCGGCCAUUCUUCCUUCUGCAGAACUCCCCUCUGAUGAAAAAGACACUGAAAUGCAUCAAGAGAACCCUACCUGAGAUUGCUAGUGUGAUCCUGCUGCUUUCUCUGCAUCUCUGCCUCUUCACUAUGAUCGGCAUGCUGCUGUUUGCUAAAAAUGCAGAUCAAAAGAAGAAUGGUGAGUGGGAGUUACAUUUCAAGAACCUGACCACCUCCCUGACCUCUCUGCUGGUGCUGCUCACCACAGCUAACAAUCCUGAUGUCAUGAUCCCUGCCUAUUCCCUCAACAGAUGCUACGCCAUUUUCUUUAUCACCUUCAGUAUCAUUGGAACAUACUGUCUGAUGAACUUGCUGACUGCCAUCAUCUAUAACCAGUUCAGGGGAUAUUUACUGAUGUCGGUCCAGACAUCCAUCAUUAGGAGACGGCUGGGGAUCCGAGCUGCUUUCCAUGUCCUUAGCUGUCACAGUGCACAGACAGAAGCACAAGAACUUGUGAGAGUCGAUGCUGUGCUUCAGGUGAUGUCCAGAGUCAACAUGAAGCACUUCUACAAAUCAGCCAUCACAGUGGCAUCUCAGCAGUUUGCAGAACAAGGCUACAUGGAUCGACAGCAGUUCAGGAAGAUAUUUGAUGAACUGGAUAAAGAUUGUAUCAAUGAGCAUCCUCCUUUACCUCAGUAUACAUCUGCAACGUUGCAAAAACUUCAGGUGGUCUUCAGUCACUACUACCUCACUGUCCUAGGAAACCUGGUGGCACUGGCCAAUGUCUUAUGCAUAUGUACUAUCCUGGUUCUGAACUCUGAAAAGUCAACUGAAGAGAGAGACAACUACAUCUUAGAGGUUAUCAACCUCUGCUUCAUCCUCUUCUACCUUUCUGAAAUGAGCAUCAAGAUAUUUGCCUUUGGAUGGAGGGGAUACCUGUCCUACAGGAGCAACAUUUUUGAUGGCUUCCUCACCGUUCUGUUACUGAUCCUACAGAUUGCUAUAUUCAUCACCUAUAGGCUCCCUUAUUCCCAGGAGCCUUCAUCUCGUGGUGUGAUGUCUUUGUGGGAGAUGGUUCGCCUGGUUAACAUGCUGAUUGUCUUCCGGUUCCUGCGCAUCAUUCCAGAUAUCAAGCUCAUGACUCUGGUUGCUAGCACUCUGCUGGAUCUGGUGAAAAACCUCCGAGCAUUUGCUGGGAUCCUAGUGGUGGUGUACUACGUGUUUGCUGUAUUUGGGAUCUGGCUGUUUGAGGGUGCCAUUAAACCUCCUCCACAAAUGAGUGUGUUCUCCAUGGACAACACCACAUCUAACUUCAGCAUGGCGUGUGGCACUUACGAACAGCUGGGAUACUGGCCCAACAACUUUGAUGAUUUCGCUGCAGCCGUUAUUCUGCUCUAUGAUGUCAUGAUCGUCAACAACUGGCAGGCCUUCAUGGAAGCAUACAGCAGAUACACAUCAGAGUGGUCCAAAGUGUACUUUGUGUGCUGGUGGCUCACCUCCUCUGUGAUGUGGGUCAACCUGUUUGUGGCUCUCAUUCUGGAGAACUUCAUCUACAAGUGGGACCGUAGUCACAGCUGCUCUGUUACAGAUGUGGAGAAAAUCCGAUAUGAAACUUCAGUCCAGUUCAUGUUCAAAGAACAGAUCCAAGAACCAACUGAAGAGGAAUUAGUUUGCCAGUUACACCAGCACCCUCACCUCCACCUGGAAUGGAGACACGAACAUCAGAACAUUAGGUCCUCUCUGCACUGAGGCCCUGAAGCUGCUGGUGGAGUAGGAAGGUAUUCAAGUGAAUCAACAGUAGACUUUCCCUUCAGAAGAACUAACCACAAGGAUUCAACUGGAGGUUUACUUUGAAACUCAAAACAUUAAGCGGUUAACAUUCAAGAGUUGCCAUAAAGAACUUUUGAAUGUGUAGGUUUUCCUCUCUAUAAAGAUUUGCUGUACCGAAUCUUUCAUUUACAGAAAAGUAAGCCAUAUUUUCUCUUUUUUUUAUUAAACUGGAGCCAUUUGACAACAAUACUGAACCAGGACAGAGCAGGGGAGGAUAUGGGGAUGUGGUGGAGGUUCAGAGCUGCCAUGGCCUCUUGGAUCAUUAAGACUGAGAAGCAAAGAAGCAGUAAUUCCUCCGUCAGGCGAGAAAACACCUAUUUCCGUAGAGCUCUGACUAUGUCCAAACAGCCCUAAAUACAACAUCAGUUCUCUGA